AUGGCUACCUUAGGUCUAGGUGGAAAGUCCGACUCUGACAAAUCUAAGAAGCAACAAGAGGAGUCAAAUUCUCCAACUAAGCACACAGUCAAUGAUUCUGAUUUGGGGAAAGAACACGUGUCCAAACACCAAUCACAAUCUCAAACUCAUCGUGAUAAUGUUCAAGACAAGUAUGAUUACGGUAACUUCAAGGAUAAGGAGGCCAAAGAUGCUAGAACUAGGGUUGCGGCAGCUUCAGUACCUGCGAACACUCAUUCAAGUGAAUCGCAACAAUCGACUGCCAAGCAUACCCUAAAGUCUGCUACCUCUGAAACGCAGUACAAUAGAUCUGUCCCUCAAAAAUCAAUGCCUUCCAAGGGAAUAAAUGAUGCGACAAGUGAACCAUUGGUUGGUAAUGACUAUGCGUUGAAGCAAAGCUCCAAUGCUGUAGCAACCGACACUGGAAUUUCAAGGAAUACUGGUAGUAACACGACUAAAGAGCAGAAGUUCUCUGCUAUCGAUGCUACUGAUAGUCAAAACGAUGGCUCUUACGGCGGGUCUUCCGGCCAACAAAAUCAAUUCCAUAACACAUCACAGUACGUUAAUCCUAACCAAUUUGACACCAAUGUGUUCGAGAAGAAAAACGAAAAACCAAUCACUGGCGAUAGCUCUCAUAAAAAUGCUCAAAAACACACUUCCCAAGACAUGCAGGGAACUUACGUUGACAACAAUUACGUUUCUAGUAGGGCUUAUGAAGGAACUUCUCAUACCUUAGAUCCUAACGUGAAGCACGACGGAAAUGCUGCACAUGAUGAAAACACUGCUGACUCAGGUCUUUGGAGUUCUGUGAUGGGUGCUGUCGGUUUGCGUAAAACUUCUUCGCAAUCCCAAAAAACUGGUUCAGAUCCUCAGAAUGAGUAUGGUUUGGAGCAGGACAUGGGGAAUACUCAUAUUUCUGAUACCAGAGGAGGAGCAUCCAACAAAUCUAAUAAUGGUGAGAUUAAAGGGACCGUGAAAUCGAAAGGUAUUCCAGCACUUGCUGAGAAGAAUUCUAUCCCGCCUACGAUGGGUGCUGCUCUAACAGCAGAAGACCUUAAGAAAAAAUCCGGUAAUGUUGGUGACAGUCAUGAUAACCAGAUUCCAGGCACUUUUUCCUCUGAAUACGGUGGAAAUUCGAAAAGCUUGGUAGAUCCCGAUAAGAACACUUACUCCACGGAGAAUGCAUACACAUCCUCAGACAACAAUAGACAUACAAGAAAUGUGUCAGUUGAUGAACAAGGAAACACAGAUCGUCCCACUUCCGAAGCAAAGUCGCAUGGUUUAUCGCAACAUGAAGAAGGAUAUCAAUACGAUACCAAAAGUGGUGUUCCAAGAUCUGUGCAACAAAAGGAGACUCACACCACUGACGAGAAUGGAAACGUUGUCAACAAGAUCUCAAACACUAUCAAAUCAACCUUACAUUGA
Messenger RNA from Kluyveromyces lactis, 1443 nucleotides. RefSeq lists its product as uncharacterized. NCBI's taxonomy places the organism in Eukaryota, Fungi, Ascomycota, Saccharomycetes, Saccharomycetales, Saccharomycetaceae. The transcript has a single exon. The coding region runs from base 1 to 1443 and encodes 480 amino acids. The record is from RefSeq and is a predicted model, not a curated record.